Pectinophora gossypiella (pink bollworm) is the source of this 1529-nucleotide messenger RNA. RefSeq lists its product as uncharacterized. The coding region runs from base 174 to 1139 and encodes 321 amino acids. Gene Ontology annotation, molecular function: DNA binding. The transcript has 3 exons. The record is from RefSeq and is a predicted model, not a curated record. NCBI's taxonomy places the organism in Eukaryota, Metazoa, Arthropoda, Insecta, Lepidoptera, Gelechiidae.
AUCAUUCGGUGCGCGUCGUCAUUCCACAAAUCCGCUCGAUACUCGUUUUACUCGAUCGCCAUCUUGUUGAUUUUCUAAACUCGUGAUUAUCACUCGAUUCGAUACGCGUUGUUGUAAACUUUUUUGAUUGAUCAAGAAUCGAUAUAAUUUUGAAAUCAAAACAGUGAAUCAAUAUGAAGAAAGUUUCUUCUGUUGUGUGGCAGUUUUUUGAUCGCUUGGAAGAAAAUAAAAGAUGUGUAGCUGUUCUGUGUAAACUUUGUGAUUCUGAAUACAAAUAUUUUGGUAACACGACUAACUUGAGAGCUCAUUUGAUCAAAAAACACCCAAUACAAUGGGAAUUUAGACAAAAUAAUUUGGAUAAUACCCAGAAGACAUUGGAAGAGACAGUAGUACAUACUUUCGAGGAAGACGACAAUACCAACCAGUCAACGAAUUCGCCGAAACGAAGGAAAUAUGUAAGAGCCACCGCGAAAGAUCAAAACGUACGUUAUGCACUGUCCAUUAAACAUAUUGAUAGUGAUACGGCGGGAGAAGACGCAGUUCCCCAAAUUGAAAUCCAAAGGGUUGAUGUGCAAGAGAACUCUGAAACAGAAACUGAGCAUGUUGAUGAAGAUGUAGCAACACUUAACUUGGUACGGCAAAUGCACGAUAACCAAGGUUCAGAUGAAGAAUGGCUAGAAGACGAUUAUAUCCAACUUGACAGGUACGAGCCCGCUAAACGUAAGAGAUCAUAUAGAAAAAUCAAGCGAGAAGUAGUGACUCCCCCACGCAAAACACCUUACCAUGCCCAGAGUGUCACAAAAACUCCAAGACGAACAGAGCGAAUAGUCAUUGAAGACCCAAAGAAAGACGAGUAUUCUGUCUUUGGCGAGUACAUAGCUAAUAAACUCAGAAAAUUCAAAGCUCCUCGUACAAGAGGCAAUAUUCAGCAGAUUAUUACAACCAUUUUAUGGCAAGCAGAGUACGGAUUGUAUGAUGAUGCAGAAGCUGUAAAGAGAGUACUUAUGCUGUCAACUGCCCAAUAUGGUGAGGAGGAGCAGCAAAGCACCAGCCAAAUAAAUGAGAUGCAAAUGCAAACAGACCAAUACACUUUGGAGAAGGGUCAUGAAGAUGGUGUGCAGACUAUUGAGUCUGGGUAGUGGUUAUUUGAACACACUCUUUAUACAUCAAAACUUUAACUGUGAAAAGACAAACUGAAAUAAUUGCAUGCCGAACCAGGUUUACCACAGAUUUAUAUAAAAAUAAGUGAAAGUGAACAUGCCAAAGUUACAAAAUCAAAAGGAUUUCUUAAUACAUGUUUUAGAAAAGUAAAAUAGGUGUCUACUUUACUUAGCAAGCUUCAAUGGGGUAAUUUUAAUAACUUUGUAAUAUUUGUGAUGUUACAGUUGUAUAUCAAUGCUUGUUACAUUAAUUGCUCAUAUACCUACGUACAAAUAAUUGUCAAAGUUGUAAAUUUACUUAUUAAUUUACAUGUUCAUAAAAUGUAAUUUGAAGUGUGUUGAAUGUAAAUAAAAUGUUUAAUGCUGCAA